CGCGGGGAUCGGGCUGCGCAGGGGCGUUUUUGUGUUUUCCGGUGGUUUUUUCUUCUUUUUCUUUCUUUCGUUUUUUUUCUUUUUUGAGAGCGUGAGUGAGGCGGUCGUCGAGACCCGAGCAGGAGGAAGAUGUCAAACGUGCGAGUGUCGAACGGGAGCCCCAGCCUGGAGCGGAUGGACGCCCGGCAGGCGGAGCACCCUAAGCCCUCCGCCUGCAGAAACCUCUUCGGCCCCGUGAAUCACGAAGAGUUAACCCGGGACUUGGAGAAGCACUGCAGAGACAUGGAAGAGGCGAGCCAGCGCAAGUGGAAUUUCGAUUUUCAGAAUCACAAGCCCCUGGAGGGUAAAUACGAGUGGCAGGAGGUGGAAAAGGGCAGUUUGCCCGAGUUCUACUACAGACCCCCGCGGCCCCCCAAAGGCGCGGGCAAGGUGCCGCCGCAGGAGGGCCAGGAUGUCAGCGGGAUCCGCCAGGCGGUGCCUUUAAUUGGGUCUCAGGCAAACUCAGAGGACACGCACUUGGUAGACCCAAAGCCUGACCCGUCAGACAGCCAGACGGGGUUAGCUGAGCAGUGCUCAGGCAUCAGGAAGCGACCUGCCACAGACGAUUCUUCUCCUCAAAACAAAAGAGCCAACAGAACAGAAGAAAACGUUUCAGACGGUUCCCCCAACGCAGGUUCUGUGGAGCAGACGCCCAAGAAGCCUGGCCUCCGAAGACGUCAAACGUAAACAACUCGAGUUAAGAAUAUGUUUCCUUCUUUAUCAGCUACCUGACCGCUUGAUGAAGCAAGGAAGAUAUACAUGAAAAAAUUUAAAUACAUAUCGCUGACUCCAUGGAAUGGACACCCUGUAUGAGCACUGAAAGCAACAACACAAUAACACUAAAAUUUUAGGCACUCUUAAAUGACCUGCCUCUAAAAGCAUUGGAUGUAGCAUUGUGCAAUUAGGUUUUUCCUUAUUUGCUUCAUUGUACUACCUGUGUAUAUAGUUUUUGUUUUUACCUUUUAUGUAGCACAUAAACAUCGGGGAAGGGAAGGCGGGUGGGGCUGAGGAAUUGGCAGCCUCUUCAGUUUAUAACAAGGAGAAAAAUAUUUGACUUGUAUGAAGAGAAGCAAUUUUGGGGAAGGGUUGAAUUGUUUUCUUUAAAGAUGUAAUGUCCCUUUCAGUGAGAACUGAUAUUUCAUUUUUAAAAUCAUGGAAAUUUGAACACUGGGUACAAAUAGUUGCUAUUUAUUUUUACAUGAAGCUUAUUCUCAUUUGGGAGUCCUGAUUAUUCCAUUAUGUAGCAACAAAUGGCUUUUAAAAAAAUCAGAAAACUAUUCUCUUUGCUCUCCCUAAAAAUUGGAAUUUACCAGUUAAUUUUCAGCUGGUGGUAAUCACUCCAGGUAACUGGGCAAAAACCAGGCGUGUGGAGAGUUCUGAAUGCUCAAAAUUGACUAUCUAACUUUUAUAUUUGUUGAGGAAAUGUGUUAGUUUUCUUUUCACCUUGGGUGUGUACACACAGUUAGAAUAAUUCUGAAUUCCUGGAUAUUUUAAAAGACCUAAGUAACCACACACACACACACACACACACACACACACACACAAUAAUGAAAUAACUUUGAAUUUAAAACCUUGUUAUAUUUGUUAAUUUGCCCAUAGGAAAGUGGUGUUUUUAAAGGAAGGUGCAUGUAGAGAAAAGCACACUGGUAGAAUAAGUGAAAUGGAUACUACAUCUUUAAACAGUAUUUCUUCAUUGCCUGUGUAUGUGUAUGAGGCAAAACCAUUUGAAGUGUACCUGUGUACAUAACUCUGUAAAGACACUGAAAAAUUAUACUAACUUAUUUAUGUUAAAAAGAGAUUUUUUUUUUAAUCUAGACAAUAUACAAGCCAAAGUGGCAUCUUUUGUGCAUUUGUAAAUGCUGCAUUGGGUAGAGUAGGUUUUCCCCUUCUUUUGUUAAAUAAUAUGGCUAUGC
This is a messenger RNA of Fukomys damarensis (Damara mole-rat), 1952 nucleotides long. RefSeq names its product cyclin dependent kinase inhibitor 1B (gene Cdkn1b). Gene Ontology annotation, cellular component: nucleus; cytoplasm. The record is from RefSeq and is a predicted model, not a curated record. Lineage: Eukaryota; Metazoa; Chordata; Mammalia; Rodentia; Bathyergidae. Gene Ontology annotation, molecular function: cyclin-dependent protein serine/threonine kinase inhibitor activity; protein-folding chaperone binding. Gene Ontology annotation, biological process: G1/S transition of mitotic cell cycle; regulation of cell cycle; negative regulation of cell population proliferation. Bases 130 to 726 code for a protein of 198 amino acids. The transcript has 3 exons.